GUAAAAAAACUUCUAAAGGCCUUGCUCGCUCAACCGUGAACGACGAUUCACUGUCGUCGGCACAACUUUUGCCAUGAAAACAGUGAAUUUUUAUAAUGCAACCUCUUUUCGCAACCGUCAAAACAGUACUAUUAUAAGCGUGAUAUUUUAUUAUCUUAUCGGCGUAGAUUAUGUACACAAGUGUUGGUUUUGUACCGUGUAAUGGACAACACAUUAGUUACCAGCACUCCAAUGGGUACCGUGUGAUUACUACUGAAUACCGAGAAAAUAAUAUAACCAACAAACGUAUGGAACGUAAGGAUUUGACAUUGAGUUUCCAUAACUUAAUCAAACGAGAUGAACAGCUUUACGGGUAUACGAACUACGGGAUGGAUACUCCUACUCCAGCUCCGUCAGCAUCAGGCGACUGCCUCGCCGGAUUCGGAUUUCCCACCAUGGAUUCCCUGAGUCCUGUCCUAGACUCAGACUUUGAUGAGAGCCUAGCGGUACCUGAGUCACUAUCCAUCAUAGAAGGUGACAAAGUCGACAAUAAAGAGGAAAACGGUGUUGGUGUACCAAGACAAACGACAGUGCCAUUUAAAUAUAUCCACAAUCCUCCAGUAAAGUUCAAUUCAGUGCAUAGAAAAGUGUUCAUUCCGGGUGUUGAAAUAAAAGUCAGAUUCGUAGAGAACGAAAGGAGCGUCACAACGCACUUGCUGAACCCUAAUUUGUACACAAUCUACCUUCAACAUGGCGAGUUCAACUGGACGAUCAAGAAACGUUACAAGCACAUCCUCUACCUCCAUCAGCAGCUCACUCUAUACAGAACAUCCCUGGACAUUCCAUUCCCCACCAAAACCCAUAAAACUAGAAGAGCCAGCUUCAAGAAUACUGUGGAUACAGAAGAAAAGGCGGAAAGGGUUGCCAUGCAAGCUGUGCCUAGAAGUAAUUCUAGGAGGGCUGUAAGGCCUAGAAAGAGGAAAGGGGCGUUGCCAAGAUUUCCAAAGAAACCCGAAGUUAUGGUAACAUACGAGGGCAUCCAACUAAGAAUGAAGCAGCUUGAGGAGUACCUCUACAAUCUCCUAAACAUCUCAAUAUACAGGAACCACCACGAAACGGUGAAAUUUCUAGAAGUAUCAAAUCUAUCGUUUAUAUCCGACUUGGGCGGUAAAGGCAAGGAGGGUUUGAUAUUGAAACGCACUGGCUCGACGCAGCCCGGGCAAGCCGGGUGUAACUGCUUCGGUCUCCUCGGAAACAUGGUUUGUGUGAGGUGCAACUAUUUCUGCACUGGUCUGCUUUGUGCCAAAUGGCAGGAACGAUGGUUUUUCGUAAAGGAUACCUUCUUCGGGUACAUUCGACCGAGGGAUGGCGUUAUCAAAGCCGUUAUGCUGUUUGAUCAAAUGUUUGAAGUGUCAAGCGGUAUGUACUCGACGGGAAUGAACCAUGGUCUUCAGAUCCUCAACCAGAGCCGGCAGAUGGUGAUCAAAUGCUGGACGAAGCGCAAGAGUAAAGAAUGGAUGCAGCACCUCAAAGCUGUGGCUAAUCAAACUGCUCGUGACUUCACCUACCCAAACCUUCACCACUCUUUCGCGCCACCACGAGCGUCAACGCCAGUAGGUACCCUCGUUGACGGUUCCGCCUACCUCUCCGCGGUCGCCGAUGCCAUGGAACUGGCGAAGGAAGAAAUCUUUAUAGCCGACUGGUGGCUCAGCCCGGAGAUAUACUUGAAGAGACCAGCUCUUAAUGGCAGCUAUUGGAGGCUGGAUACGUUGUUGAAGAGGAAGGCGGCUCAAGGUGUAAAAAUAUUCAUAAUGUUGUACAAAGAAGUGGAGAUGGCGUUAGGUAUCAACAGUUUCUACAGCAAAAGUAAAUUAGCUAGCGAAUAUAUUAAGGUAUUCCGUCACCCUGACCAUGCGAAAGCCGGCGUGUUGUUCUGGGCACAUCAUGAGAAGAUUGUGUGUGUGGACCAAACAGUCGCCUUUGUAGGCGGCAUCGAUCUCUGUUACGGAAGAUGGGAUGACUAUAAACACAGGUUAACGGACCUCGGCAACGAAGUCCAACCAAAAACCCUGUUACGAAUGAAGAAACAAACAUCGUCGUCUCCCGGCGGUGGACCGUACAUGCCGUAUACCAACGGACUGGAGGCUGCCUUGGAACUCGCUAAGAGCUCCAAGGAUCUAGUCAUCAGUUUAAACGACGCGACAUUAAAAGAAGUAAAGGAAGAAACAGAAAAAGAGAAUAACAACGAAGUAAAACCUGAAACAAGUGCAACAGAGAAUUCAGAGAACCUUCCGGUCUUAGAACCUGGAGACCAGCUCCUCAUUAGGAGCGCCAACCCUCAAAUAGACCCAACGAAACGGGAGAGCGCGCUAGACACGCCAGAUGUUCAACGACGGAAUGUUUUAGACAAAAUAACGGAUAGGGGCAAAAAUAUUAUUAGUAUUCUUUACCCUCCCUAUGAAGAGGAAAGAAAUGAACAGAAAUUCGAUGAUUCGGAAAGAAAGAAAGCUGAGAAGUAUGCUCUAUCAACUGAUCAAAUUUUACUGACGGAUGCGCUGGGCAUCAAACCUGCUGAAGUUUCCAGUAGGCAAGUCAGCCAGCCUACUCCCUUAGCGCAGGUCAUUGAGGGAAGAGUAAUCACUGAGGAAACGAAAGAAGUGUUGGAGCACAAAGAAGGAAACUCGAAACUCUGGAUAGGAAAGGAUUACACUAAUUUUAUCGUUAAAGACUUUAAUAAUUUAGAUCUGCCGUUUGUAGACUUAGUGGACCGUAACACGACUCCCCGUAUGCCCUGGCACGAUGUCGGCGUCGUCCUGCAGGGCGCCGCCGCCAGAGACGUCGCCCGGCACUUCAUACAGCGCUGGAACGCUAUCAAGCUGGAGAAGGCUCGACAAAACCCGAACUACCCCUAUUUAUUGCCGAAGGCGUACGCCGACAUCAAACCUUUACAAGAUCUGGACAAAGUACUCGAAGUCGAUAUCAACAAUGUCUCGUGUCAGGUACUUCGUAGUUUAUCGAGCUGGUCAGGUGGUUUCUUAGACCCGGACACAGUGGAACAGAGCAUACACGAAGCGUACGCAGACACCAUCACCAGGGCACAGCAUUACGUGUAUAUUGAGAACCAGUUCUUCAUCACGCAGUCAAGGUCCAGUCUAGCUGUUAGGAAUCAGAUAGGUGAGGCGCUAUACAACCGCAUCAUGCGUGCGUUCCGCGCGAAGGAAACGUUCCGCGUGUUCGUGGUGAUGCCACUAUUGCCGGGCUUCGAGGGAGAGGUCGGCGCGCCCUCCGGUACCUCCCUACACGCCGUCACUCACUGGAACUACCAGAGCAUCUGCAGGAGCCGCGAAGCCAUAAUAACUCGUCUAUACGAAUCCGGGGUCCCAGAUCCCUUCGAAUACAUAACCUUCCACGGCUUACGCACUCACUCAGUACUUGGGGGUGAACCAGUGACGGAGUUAGUGUACGUGCACUCAAAGUUACUCAUUGCUGAUGACAAGACCAUUAUUUGUGGCAGCGCGAAUAUAAAUGAUAGGUCUAUGAUUGGAAAGAGGGAUUCGGAAAUCGCUGUGCUGUUGCAGGACGAGCAGUUUAUAGAUGGUACUAUGAACGGUGAGGCGUAUCCAUGCGGUAAAGUAGCGGGGGCAUUGCGCAAACGACUGUUCAGAGAACAUCUAGGUCUUAUGGGUGAAGACUUAGACAAACUAGGCGUAUCUCUGGAUGAUCCCUGUUGCCACGAGUUCUAUAGAAACUAUUGGAAGGCUAUAUCUAAGAGGAAUACUGAUUUGUAUGAAGAUGUAUUCCACACAAUACCAACAGACGCGGUACACACCUUCGCUGAACUAAAGAAAUACCAAGAAGAAAACGAAUGCCUUUGGAACAAGGACCCAGCUCUAGCGAACAGGAAAAUAGACCUCAUACAAGGAUAUUUAGUAGAUAUGCCAUUAGAAUUCCUUUGUAACGAAACUCUAACACCUAGGAACACUUCUAUGGAAGGUAUGUUGCCGACUGCGCUUUGGACGUAAAGGCCAUUUAAGAAAGUUAACUGCCAUACAUUUAGGAAGAAAAUGUAAUUAAAUGGUAAGCAAAUACUUACUUUAAAAUUGUAUUGUU
Messenger RNA from Spodoptera exigua (beet armyworm), 4089 nucleotides. The record is from the annotation of a GenBank genome assembly. NCBI's taxonomy places the organism in Eukaryota, Metazoa, Arthropoda, Insecta, Lepidoptera, Noctuidae.